This is a messenger RNA of Platichthys flesus (European flounder), 2301 nucleotides long. It is a transcript of the gene tmem88bl, whose product is annotated as transmembrane protein 88. Gene Ontology annotation, molecular function: PDZ domain binding. The transcript has 3 exons. Bases 217 to 738 code for a protein of 173 amino acids. Gene Ontology annotation, cellular component: plasma membrane. The record is from RefSeq and is a predicted model, not a curated record. NCBI's taxonomy places the organism in Eukaryota, Metazoa, Chordata, Actinopteri, Pleuronectiformes, Pleuronectidae.
GCGGCCCGGAGUCGGCGGCUGCCACACGCACGCGGCUCCUCGCAGCAGCAGCAGCUCAGCAGGUUGAACUCAGCAGCAGCUUCUCUGUGUUUACUCACAGAAAACUGUUCAUUGUGCUCGGAGCUGACACUCAACGAUCCGAACGGAGCGAGAGAGAAGAAUCCAACAAGCAGCGAGAGAGUUACGGGAUCUGCAGCCGCAGCUCUGUUUUUCAGGAUGUGUGGUAUGGACAUUGACGUGGACGAUGGCGCUUCAGGUGAGGAGGAGAAAGAGGAGGAGUUCUGGGUUGGGGAGGGGGUGAAGAUGCUGCCCCCUCCUGUGGCCCACAGCGGGGGCAGUGCCCUGGGCAGCAGCAGGGGGAGGUUUGGCUGCGUGGCCUGCGGGGCCGUCCUCGUCCUCUGGAACCUGUGCGUCGUCUUAGCCAGCACUCUGCUGCUCGCCGUGGUCUUCUCUGUGGUGCUGAUGCCUGCUGUCCUGCUGCUCUACGCCGGCUUCCUCUGCCACUCAAGGAUCCUUGACGCCCCCUCCGCCAUCUGCCGUUACCUUGACGACAACAGCUGCUCCGCCCUCAUCAUCCUGGGCUUUGUGAUGAUGUCGCCUCUUGUGGUUGUGGCAGCCGCGGUCUUCUGCGGUCUGCUCCGGAGGUUUCGACUCCUGCUCCUCAUCCAGCCGAUCACACGUGCCCGGUAUAGAGGGCGCCUGGUGGACUGGGCAGGCAGCGUCCACGCCUGGGUCUGAGGCUCGGACCCAACAGUCAGAAAAGAGCAGUGUGCGGUCACCCAGAGAGAAACUGGGGGGGGGGAGCACCAUAACUAGAAAGACCUUAGAAUAAAUUGCAGUUAUAAGUCAUAGGCUUCUUUCGGAGAGGGACUGAAUUCAGUAGAUGAAUGUCUGAGUGAGAACCACCAGAGUUUCUGCAGACUUUAUCCAGCCAUUCCCCUUGUAUAAAGUUCGCAGAAACUCAGGAGUAGUGAGAACACAGCAGGAAAACCUCCACAGGAUUCACUGCCGGUGUUUGUGUGUGUGUUUGUGAGUGUGUGUGUGUGUGUGUGUGGGGGGGGGGGUGAUGAUGUUUCUAACACACAAGAGAACAUCAAAAGAAAACAUCUGCGUAUAGAAAAGUGUACAUGAUGAAAAGUGUACAUGACGAAAAGUGUGUGAUGUAGAGGACACUGACAAAGACAAGAGGGUCUGUGGUGACAGACGCCGGUAUCGAUUUGCUGUAAACAAAAACAUCUCUGUAGCAGAAUCAAUACGUUAUAGGCUGCCUCUGUCUGCACCCCUGUCCUGAAUCCUGCAGAGAUUUGUUGCUGUUGUGUCUGAGUGAAUCUCCCGCUGUGUUGUGCACGUGUGGAAGAAAACCUCUGGAGAAGGUCCGGACCCAAAUCAGUCAAGUCUUAAAAUGUCUAUAGAAAAUAGAUUCUUUCUGAAGCAUGUGAUCAGUUUUUGGUUGCCAGGAACGUUAGAUGGAAGGUUUUUUAAAGAAUAUAAUUUCCUGUGGGGCUACGCCAGACUCUGAAAACAAAACCAAUGAUGUAAGAUGUUUGACAAAAAGCAGCAUACAAGGACUUUAAUAUCGUCUGUGAGGUAAAUUAAAUAGACAUGAUGUUUGUAAUCUAACUCGUUUAUCGAAUGUAGCAUCUUGUGGAAUGGGGCGGGUGCAUAUGAAUGUACAUUUUAAGUGUGUUUUUCUCUUUAGAUCGUUUUGUGCCAUAAAAACCCAGCCUUACCUUUACCAUAAAAACGACAGAGGCUGACAGUGUGAAACAGUAAUGGCUGUCUAGUGGGAACCAGGUGUUGAAGAGGGAUUUGAAUUAUCAGACCAGGAGCUCGUUCUCUGCCUCUUUGCUUUCAGGUCAUUUAAAUUCAUCAGCAGCCCAGAACUGCUCAUCCUUUUUAUCAAUGUAUCCCCCGCUUUGUAAAUACAGAAAAAUCUAACCCAAAAUAAAACCUUGCAUCAUAUUGUACGAGAAGCACUCAUUAAAUGUCCUGUGACAAUCUUAUCAAAAUGAAAUGUAUUUAUUUAUCUGUGUUAUCUGUGAAAGUCAAGUUGUUGAUCCUCAGUUGGUUGUUUUAAUUGAAGCAAUGGAUCGCUGUUGUUUCCACUGUGAAAGAGAAUUGUAACGGAAAAACUGAUUUAUUUAUUUUUAUUUUUGCCAGGUCGUAAAUACAACAAAUAACAUAGCGUUUUGGAAAAAUUACAGCUGCUUAUAUCAAUUGAUUGUUUUGUUUUCAGUGUUGUCAUGAAAACAGCAACAUUUUGCUGUGUUCAGACCUCCAUCAAUAAAGAAAUUACCUUUU